UUUAGCGGGGAAGCCCUAGAUAAAAUAAAACCCUUCCCCAAACCCAAAACCUCGACUCAUUUUGUUCCCUCAAACCAGAGAGCGGAAAAGAAAACCCUAGAGUCCGCCAAAAUGUCGAUGUCCAAGAGUUCGAAGAUGCUCCAGUACAUCAACUACCGGAUGCGAGUAACAAUUCAAGACGACCGUCAACUAGUAGGCAAAUUCAUGGCAUUUGAUCGUCACAUGAACUUAGUCCUCGGCGAUUGCGAGGAGUUUCGCAAACUUCCGCCAGCCAAAGGCGGCGGCAAAGCCAAGAGCAAUACAAAUGAAGAUCGUGAAGACCGCCGCACUCUCGGACUCGUCCUCCUCCGCGGGGAGGAAGUUAUUUCUAUGACUGUUGAGGGUCCGCCUCCUCAAGAAGAGUCACGCGCUAAGGCUGUUUCUGCUGCUGCUGUCGCGGGUCCCGGCAUUGGACGCGCUGCGGGCCGUGGAAUACCGACUGCUCCUCUUAUUCAAGCUCAGCCUGGCCUUGCCGGUCCGGUCCGAGGUGUUGGUGGGCCUGCUCCUGGUAUGAUGCAGCCUCAGAUCUCUCGUCCUCCCAGUGUCAUGCCGCAACUUUCGGCUCCUCCUAUGAAUUAUCCAGCUGGCACCGGUGCGGCUCCUGUUAUUAGACCGCCUGGACAGAUGCCACCUGGUUCUUUUCCUCCACCGCAGAUGGGAAGGGGCGGCCCGCCUCCUCCGCCUCAGUUUGGAGGUGCUAGGCCACCACCUGGUCAGGGUUAUCCUAUGCCUCCACCACAGUUUGGGCAAAGACCUAUGGGAAUGCCUCCUCAGCAGCCACCACCACAGGGUGGGCCACCACCUAUGAUGAGAGGCCCUCCUGGCCCUCCUAGACCUGGAAUGCCGCCUGGUGGCCCCCCUCGUGGAAUGCCUCCUCCUCCUGGUUACGGACCGCCUCGUCCCGGUAUGCCUCCUCCACAACAGCAGAAUCAGCAGCAAUGAUUGAUAGGCUCAGGGUUUGCUAUGAAAAAAUAUGGGAUUACGAUUGCUUACGGGCUCGCCCAGCUGAGGAAGAUUGCUUUUCAUUCUGAGUUUUGCCUGUGGUGCUAGUGCAACAGCUAAUGUAAACUUUGAGCUAUAAUGUGUAUCCUCCUCAUAUAGUCUAGGAUUUUGUUAAUCUGAAUGGUACUUAAUAUUCCGGCUUGAGUAUGUUAACCAAAAGUUACAUUUGCACUUGUUAUCAUUAGGCAAAAAUUCCAUCUUGAUGCAGCAUUUAAUGAAUAUAUUGUGGGAUAAA
This is a messenger RNA of Mercurialis annua (annual mercury), 1276 nucleotides long. RefSeq lists its product as uncharacterized. Gene Ontology annotation, cellular component: U4/U6 x U5 tri-snRNP complex; U1 snRNP; U4 snRNP. Gene Ontology annotation, biological process: mRNA splicing, via spliceosome. Gene Ontology annotation, molecular function: RNA binding. Bases 112 to 981 code for a protein of 289 amino acids. The record is from RefSeq and is a predicted model, not a curated record. Lineage: Eukaryota; Viridiplantae; Streptophyta; Magnoliopsida; Malpighiales; Euphorbiaceae. The transcript has 2 exons.